This is a messenger RNA of Perca flavescens (yellow perch), 1171 nucleotides long. Its product is annotated as pepsin A. Gene Ontology annotation, biological process: proteolysis. The record is from RefSeq and is a predicted model, not a curated record. The coding region runs from base 1 to 1137 and encodes 378 amino acids. Lineage: Eukaryota; Metazoa; Chordata; Actinopteri; Perciformes; Percidae. Gene Ontology annotation, molecular function: aspartic-type endopeptidase activity. The transcript is spliced from 9 exons.
AUGAAGUGGGCCGUUGUUGUGUGUGCCAUGGUGGCACUGUCCGAGUGCGUCAUCCAGGUCCCUCUGACGAAGGGUAAGUCAGCCAGGGAGAACCUGGAGGAGCAGGGUCUGUGGGACCAGUACAGACUCAAGUACCGAUACAACCCCUCAGCCAAGUUUAACCAGCGCUUUGCCGUGGGCACCGAGGGUAUGACCAACGAUGCUGAUCUGGCUUACUAUGGAAUCAUCUCCAUUGGAACUCCUCCUCAGUCCUUUAAGGUCAUCUUUGACAGCGGCUCGUCUAACCUGUGGGUGCCCUCCAUCUACUGCAACAGUCCAGCCUGCAACAACCAUAAGAAAUUUAACCCUGGCGCAAGCAGCACUUACAGAAACAACGGCGGAGCUCUGAGUAUCCAAUAUGGUACCGGCAGCAUGACUGGUUUUCUUGGAUAUGACACCGUGACGGUGGGUGGCCUCCCCGUGACAAACCAGAUCUUCGGCUUGAGCCAGAGUGAGGCUCCCUUCAUGCAGUACAUGCGUGCUGAUGGUAUCCUGGGCCUGGCAUACCCACGCCUGGCUGCUUCCGGCGCUACACCCGUCUUCGACAACAUGAUGAAAGAGGGCCUGGUCAACCAGGACCUCUUCUCUGUGUACCUGAGCUCUAACUCUCAGCAAGGCAGUGUGGUGACCUUCGGUGGCGUUGACCCCAACCAUUACUCUGGUGCCAUCUCCUGGAUUCCCCUCUCCAAUGAGCUGUACUGGCAGAUCACAGUGGACAGUGUUACUGUCAAUGGUCAGGUUGUGGCUUGCCAAGGUGGUUGCCAGGCCAUUGUGGACACCGGCACCUCUCUGAUUGUUGGACCUCAGAGCAGCAUCAGCAACAUCAACCAAAUGGUGGGAGCUACCAGCCAGAACGGAGACUAUAUGGUCAACUGCAACAGCAUUUCCCAAUUGCCAGAUGUGACCUUCCACAUCCACGGACAGGAAUUCACCAUCCCAGGCUCUGCCUACGUCCGUCAGUCUCAAUACUAUGGUUGCCGUACUGGCUUUGGCAAUGGAGGAGACAGCCUGUGGAUCCUGGGUGACGUCUUCAUCAGACAGUACUACUCCAUCUUCGACAGAGCUCAGAAUAUGGUGGGUCUGGCCAAGGCUAGAUAAGCAACCUGAAGUCACCUUUCCCAUGUGCCUUGAA